Aspergillus heteromorphus CBS 117.55 is the source of this 6168-nucleotide messenger RNA. RefSeq names its product C50 family peptidase. Gene Ontology annotation, molecular function: protein binding; cysteine-type endopeptidase activity. Gene Ontology annotation, biological process: proteolysis; meiotic chromosome separation. Bases 28 to 6168 code for a protein of 2046 amino acids. The transcript has 4 exons. Lineage: Eukaryota; Fungi; Ascomycota; Eurotiomycetes; Eurotiales; Aspergillaceae. The record is from RefSeq and is a predicted model, not a curated record. Gene Ontology annotation, cellular component: mitotic spindle; cytoplasm; mitotic spindle pole body.
CUGACUUCACAUCUACACCCGCCACCCAUGACGGUCUCAUCAUUACUCUCCGGCUCCCCUGUGGAGUCGGUGAAACAGGCCGUCCGCUCGACAUCCACAUGCUCCGAUGCCACCGUGUUGUCGCUCCAAACACUCUUCCGCGGGUCGUCGAAAUCGCCCUCCCCCCUCGACAUCGAAACCGCGACCGUGAAGCGGGUGAGCAGAACUACUAAGACCCCAUCCAAUACUACGAGUCGGACGAGGACGGUGAGGGGCACCAAGACAAAGGUCUCUGCCGCAGAGGCUGCACUCAGCACAGUGGUGGAACAGGACGCUGCGCGUCUAUCUAACCAGGAGAAACUCGUUCUCGCUACGGAGGUCUUCAAUUCGACGCUCAAGACACUUUCAGAAGCCGUGAAGCUCCAUUCGACAAAACGCGACGAUGCUCGAUCCUCCGCGACUAGUACCCCCCGCGAAUCGCCCUCGCCAAGUCGCCUCGCGAAAUCACCCAGACGGUCGAAGACGCCUUCAAGUACAACCGGGACAGAGGGGGGUAUACCGGCGGUGGCACAGUGUGCGGCGAUGGCUCUGUCAUGCUUGCGAACCUUGAAGGGGGACCAGGAAAAGGGGGUCCCCAGUAUGCAACUUGAACAAGGGGCGUGUGUUUUGGCGGGCAGGUUUCUCUCCCUGGGUCUGAGUGAGAUGGCCUACAAGGAACUGAGAGCUUUGAAGAGGAGGAUGCAACAAUAUCUGGAUGGCCAGGGUGCAGGCGAGAAGAAGGCCCCGAGCAGGAGAGGAACCCCGGUAGAGCCGGAGAGCGAAACGGUCAAGGAACGCAUGUCUGAUCUGCUUAGCUUCUCGCAUAUCAGCAAGGCAGGGUCGCUGCAUGGGCUUCUCGUAUCAUUCCAGUCUAACGCGCUCCGGCUCAUUGUGUCGGAAAAGAAGGCCGCCACCGUGCAGAAUACCGCCCCUUCCUUGCAGUUGACGGACCCGAGCAGCCCCGCAAAUGUGAUCCUGGCUGCGCUCGAAUCAGGGAGUCUCACCAAGGAUAAAGCCGCGCUUCAACUUCAGCUACUGUCCAACACCGUUUUGUCCCUAUCAUCCACAUCGCAACAAUCUACGACCAACCAACUAAAGCCGAUCACGUCGCUGAGCCUCCAAUUGCUGUCUCUUGAAAUCCGCUGCAUGUCUUGGAAUAUCUCCGGCCAUGUGUGCGAUGAUGCGAAAGAGAUGUGGGAUCCUCUGGCGCGGUAUGUCGCUGCCUACGCUCACCAAAGCAAAGGAAUCACGAAGUCCGAGUUCGCCUCCCUCUACAGGACUAUCGUUCGCUUGCAGUCGACCUUCAUUACCGUCAAUAAGCGUUCUUCCGCCAGCAUGAAGGAUAAUAUUUCUGUCGCAAAAAUUGCAACUAUCCUGGGCCAGCUUGCUCAGGAAGCGGGAUGCCUUGAUGAAGCUUUGCAACUGUUCACAGAGUCUCUGAACCCGCUCUCUAAUGGACAGUGUCUUACCCUAGCUACUGUUCGUUGCAAAAUCGCAUCCCUUCAUCUUCAGGCUGUCAAGCAAUCGACAAAGUUCGGCUCUGGAAUGUCUAGCGCGAUUGUUGAAGCCACCAAUGUGUUGUGUAUGCCGCUAAAAGGUAGCGCUAACGACCUCGACGAGUUGUUGGUUGAAGCAGGUAAGCUGAAGAAACUCGCCAUGGGCUCAUUUGGAGAGAUUGUGUCGAAGGCAAGAGACUCGAACAGUGGGGAUGGUGAUCUGUCUUAUCGGAUCUAUGGCUACUUAAACGGCUUCGUGAGGUUCUUGCGGCGGUACAUUGGACGCCGACCGACGGAGGAGGACGGCAAGGAGAUCGAAUCGUUCCAGAGACGUGUCGCUGCGACUCAGAAUAUUGCUCUUGCGGCAAUCGACUCGGUCGUCGCCAUCGGCAAAAUGUCAAUUAUGUCGCAAAACCCCUCCUGGGAGGAAAUGCAGUCCACCUUGAUUGACAAGUACGCUGAAUCUUCAACUGCUAAAAGUAUCGGGAACGGUCUUGUCAAGCUCUCCAACCUAUUUUGGUCCCGGUACGUCAAGGAAAAAGAAGCUGGCAAAGGCUAUCGCGAGCUUUUGCCCUUGUUGAAGCAGUCCGCCAGCCUCCUAUCGAGUUGUUCGCCUUCACAAAAGAUCACGGGAUUCUCGCCACUGAAGUAUGAACGCCUGGCUCAUGUCUAUAUGGAAGCCAAUAUGGCACGCGAGUCCGAGCAAGCGUUCCAGCAAUCAAUCACCGAACAUAUGGAGACGGGAACUCUUGACCAAAUCCUUUCUUCUGAUGCGGCAGGCUUCCCUCACCGAAUCUGCCAGUACCCAAAGAGCAGCGGUUUUAUGCUUGGCCGUGUGCUUUACGCCUUCUUGAAGAUGAGCUUGAGAAGCAAGGCAGCGAAAUCUGGUUUCUAUGACGACAAUAACCUAGACGAUGUGCAGCGCGAGCUGCCUUCUCAUCCGUCUCUCGAUCAAAAGUUCCGUUCUACGUUCGGGCUGCUUUUGACGAAGCUGCUUGACCUCUACUCCUCACAAGCUCACCCCGUUCGACGCCUGCGCGCAGUUCUCACGACCCUGCGGUUUUCACUCGAACGCCCUAACUCCUUGGAUGCGACAAUGGUACAAGACGUUGUCGAUACAGGCAUGGACAAUAUUGAUAUGGGUGACGUUGGCGAUGAUUCCGACCUCAUUAGCCUGGCAAUCCAUAUGAGGAACUCGGUGCGACUUACCCUCGGGCUGCACGAGGGGAGUCUCCGGCCUAGAGAUCUGCAGGAUAUACUGUCCUCGUGGAGCUUGAUGGUGCGAAGGUGCACGGAUUUGGAGUCGCUCGUUGCGAACGUUGCGAUCGUCGACUUCACCGAGAUCCACGGCCUGUGGAAGCUCCAGUUCUCCGCUCUUGAACUGGUGCUGCGGGUUACGGAGAUCCGGGGAACUGGCGACUUCUCCGAAGCAAUUAUUGUUCUCUCCCGAUUGGCGCUGCAGUACAGUCGACUUGGGUAUUGUACCAAGGCGGGUGAUCUUCUGAGCAGAGCGGAUCAGUACCUUGGUCAUAAGGAUAUUUCCUGUCUGGCAUUGCUGUCUCACAACCUCGCUAGCGUUGGGUACCUUCUCGAGAUCGGAGAUAUCCAGAAGGCGUCAACUACACUGUCAGCAGCACGAGCUCUGUAUGAGAAGAAUCAGAAGAAGGAGGAUUUGAAUGCCUGCUCGGUCUUGUCCAAGAUCAUGUGGGAGCGAUUGGUAGCUGACGCCGCCUUCAUGAGCUCCCGGCUUUCUUUCGCUGAGGGUUCAGUGAAGGACGCUCUCUUCUUUGCGAAGCUGUCUGUCAGACUGAAUUGCAGGAUUUGGGCCAAGAUCGAGAAGAUCUCGCAGAAGAACCAAAACAAAGUUUCUCAAGGCGGCGAGAACCCCGAACUUGAAACCGUUGUUGAGGGGAUGGCAAAGCUCGAAGUCUCGCAAGCAAAUGCAAACAAUGCCGCUUAUUUCCAAGGAGCUCCGUUCUGGCCUCACAUUGGCUCGCACCACACUGCUCUUCUCAACCUCUCUAGUCUCUCUGCACACCACGGUCUCUUCCAGGACGCCAUCUACUACGGCGAACAGGCCCUCAAGAUCAACAAGACAUUGAACGCGAAUGUACGGUUGAUUGCGUCUCAAGCGCAGCUUGGAUCGCAUUGGAUCUUCGGAGGCCACAUUACGGAAGGCCAGGAGCUCCUCACUGCGGCGGAAAAGUUGUCAAAGCAGCUCGACAGCAGCAUUGAGCUGGUUUCGCUGCAGAUUGGCCUUGCUUCUCUUCAUAGAGCCCAGGGCCGGUAUCGCGAGGAGCAGCGGGCUCUUCUGGAGGCGGACCGGAUAAUGGCUGAGUGUGCUGCUUCCGAGAUCUCGGACCUGGGACUAGGAGACAUUGAAAGCAAGAUGAAGAAGCUGCAAGUCGAGGAAGUUGCCAAGAAGACCCGGGCACGAGCAGCCACGACGACGACCAGAAGAACCCGCGCCGCGACAACCACGAGUGCACCGAAGGUAUUGAGCGUGAGCUCGGAAUCGACUGGAGCCGACUCCACCUCGCUCCUUCAUCUGAGAAGCGAUAUUCUUCGACAGCAAGCGGCCUGCCUGCGUGCACUGCGUGACUUCGAUCAAGCGUCCUGCUUGUUGAACGAUGCACGCAAGUUCGCAACUUCCAGGGACAGCCAGAUUUCUCUCCACAUUGGCGAAAGCGAGCACCUGCUUGCAGAUGCCAUCCGUAAUUUCGCUUCUCAUGCAGUGUACUGUGUUCUUCCUGAAUCGACAAUUUCUCUUCCUUCGUUGCAGUCUCCAAGCAAGACAGGCCAAGCCAGUUCCAGCAGGACAACUUCGACAAGAAGGACACGGGCGCCAGCCAAGACACCAGCCCGCAGCACCCGCGCUAAAGCCCCCAAGCCAACGGAGGACUUCUCGGUGAUGCUGUCGAAAGCGGGUGAAAGCCUGAAUACCAUCUUUCCCACCGCCACAACGCUUGGAUCUACCCUCGACAGUCAUGCUGCUUCUCGCCUGAUGAGCCGCAUCUCGAUGUUGACGCAUGCCACGGCGCUGGAGUCUUCGAUGUCUCAGGAGCAGUCUCCGGCCAACGUGAACGAAAUCGGCCGUAUUGGAGCUUUCACGCGCGAGCACGCUGCUAUCGAUCUGGACAAGCAACUGGCCGACUACUGCGACCCGCUCCUUUGGCCGACUGCCGAGUCAGCGGUGAAACUGGAGGAUGAUCUCUGCUCGCGGUUCACGGAAGAAUACGUCGAUAUCCUCCCCGAGAACUGGAACGUCCUGUCUCUUUCCCUGAGCGCGGACUGCACGGAAUUCGUGGUCUCGCGGUUGCAAAAAGGUCGUUCACCCUUCCUCCUGCGGCUUCCGCUCAAGCGUGGAAAUGCCGACGAAGAGGAAGAACAGUUCACUUUCGAAGAUGGAAAGGAGGAGAUGCAGGAGCUCAUCCGCCUGGCCAACGAGAGUGCGCACGCCGCCAAACACCAGACCGAUCGGCAGAUGAAGAAGGAUUGGUGGAAGAACCGCGAAGCGCUGGAUCGCCGCAUGGGUAACCUGCUCGAGAAUGUCGAAAAUGUCUGGUUCGGUGGAUUCCGCGGAAUAUUCUCUCCAGUGCCCCAUGAGACGAGCUCUCUUGCGCGGUUCGCAGACUCGUUCCAUAACAUUCUCGACAAACACCUUCCCUCCCGGCGGAAGGGUAGUCGUGCCGGAAGCCCCCGGCUGACGCUUCAUCCGAAUGUGCUCGAACUAUUCAUCGGAGUCAAGGACCUGGAAGACCAGGAAGAUCCCGAGGAGACGUUGGUGGAUCUUCUUUACUUCGUCGUGGACAUCCUGCAGUUCCAGGGCGAGCGCAACGCGUACGACGAAAUCGACUUCGACAUGCUUGUCGUGGACACCCUUGACGCUCUGAGAGGAUACCACGAGCAAGUCCGCCAGGAACAGGGCAAGCCAUCACUCAACCACACCGUCUUAGUCCUGGACAAGUCCCUUCACAUGUUCCCUUGGGAAUCUCUCCCCUGCCUCCAAGGCUUCCCGGUUUGUCGAGUGCCAUCCCUCGAAUGUCUCCGCGACCGAAUCCAACAAUUCCGCCGCGAAGGCGCCGAGACCUCAACAGGCUUCACCAUCGACCGCACAAACGGCGCAUACAUCCUCAACCCCACCGGCGACCUGCACACGACCCAAGGUACCUUCGAGAAAGACCUGAUCAACCUCGACAAAUGGUCCGGCGUCGUCAACCGCGAACCCACCGAAGCCGAAUUCAAGAAGGGCCUCGAGUCUAAGAGCCUCUUCCUCUACUUCGGGCACGGCAGCGGCGCCCAGUACAUCCGCGGCCGCACGAUCAAGCGUCUCGACCGCUGCGCCAUCACCUUCCUCAUGGGCUGCAGCAGCGGCGCCCUCACCGAAGCCGGCGAAUACGAGCCCUACGGCACCCCGCUGAACUAUUUGCAUGCGGGGAGUCCGGCGCUCGUGGCGACUCUCUGGGAUGUCACGGAUAAGGAUAUCGAUCGCUUUGCGCACAGCACGUUCGAGAAAUGGGGGCUGAUUGGGAAGGCGCACGAGCCGGUUGCGUUGGAUGCUGCCGUCGGGCAGUCCAGACAGGCCUGUGUCUUGAGGUAUUUGAAUGGCGCGGCGCCGGUUAUUUAUGGUGUGCCGGCCUUGUUUUUGGCUUGA